CAGUUCAGUGUCUCUACCAGUGUUAAGCGGUUAGGAGGUGAGCUCUUCAAAACUUUUCCGUUCUCGUAUAAAUCCAAAAACGAUCGCAUUUCAUUUCAAUAUACUUAUAAAAAUUGUUCCCCGUACAUAACGAUUUUCCACUAAGUGUUAUAAUUCUGUUUAAGUUGUUCGUAAAUCAUUUUUUUUUUCAACUGUGUUUCAUUUUUAAACAAACUAUAAUAUUUUGUUCAUACCUUUAUGUUCAGUGGUCAGCACUUUUGUUAAAGGUUUGUACGUUUAUUUGUAUUAUGGUUAAUUAUUUAAUUUAUAUUCGGAGCGUAGCGAGGGAUCUAUUGGUUUUACUACGAUAUGUGUUUUUUAAAUGUUUGUUUUCUGUUUGUAAACAAUUAUUCGAAAAGAAAACUUGCUCCGAUGUAUCAAGUGUAGAACUUUUUCUAAUAGGAAGUUUUAUCUAGUUGGUGUAUCAAAAAAGUAAUUAUUUGAUUUUCAAAAGGGUUUUCCAAAUGAUUGGGAAAAAUCGGACAUAAAAUGAUGUCAAUAAUUGUAAUUUUAAGUGUACGGGAACGAAGGUCAUUAAAUAACAUUGACGUACGGUAUGAGAAAAUGCACGUGAAAAUAUUCAUUAUUCUUAUCGUACCUGCAUGUAAUCGUUUGUCUCGAUUUAAACGAUUUCACAAAAUAUAACGUUGAAUAGAUUUGAGAUUACUGCGAUGUCACUAAUUGUCAACAAUAAUUAAAACAAAACAAUUUUCUAUCUUUUUACCGUUUAGAUUUACGUUUCUUGUGCGCGUUGUUUAGUGGUGUUUCGAAUAGUCAGAGCGCUGCGUUCACCACUGUCUUGGAAUAUAAGGCCGGAAAAUUGAGUUAUCAAAUGCAAUCGCUUAAAGAAGUAGUUCUUUGAGUACCGACCUGGAUUUAUCCACUAUAGUUGUUUCAUUAUAGUGCGAAGAACGUGAAUUUGAGCAUUUAGGAGAUACCGCGUUAGGUUAAAAAAUCAUAGCUAUAAUUUUUUAAAUUAUGUAUAACACAUAAUGUGUACAUUGUUACUUAUGUAUGCAAUUCAAAUGAAAAUAAUAAGAUAUUAAAUUUAAAAAUAUGACCCCGCGCAUCAUCGACUUUUUUUCACACACGUUCCAAUAAAGCCGGUUUGAAACGCUUUCUGAAAAAGUGGUAAAAAAGUGAACUAAUUAAUCUGAACAACCGCAAAAAAUUAACACACAGGAGACACACCGUAUAGUGGCGUCCCGACCUUAUCUUCAAAGAGCGUGCCGGUGACUGACGACUGCCGUCGCUGAACCUCAAACGGUCUGUCACGGGUAUCAGACGUUAUCAGUUCGUCACCGACGACGAUGCGGUUUUCAUGUCGAUAUCGUAAAUUGUCGCAGUUGCACUGCGUGCGCGUUUUGUCGACGGACUCCUUACUAGUUCCGGCGACCUUGCCACCGGAGGCCGACAGGAAGAAUCGCACCGGCACGCGGUUAGUUGUCAACCGUAAUAAUAUCGCUGUUAUAUGUCAUUCGUUUCGAACAUUUAUAUAUAAUCGUAUUGACGAGACAGAGAAAAAGAGAGAGAUAGAGAGAGAAAAAAAACCGGUCCGUGUAUUGAGAAGAUGAGUAUUAGCAUAUUAUAACAAUUAUUAUUAUCCUAACUACUUGACUUUACUAGAAAAUGUUGCGAAAUUUCGAUUUCCGAACCGCGGUCGAAUGGACGGACAAAUUAACGUACGUAGUCAUUUUUUUGUUUUAUACGUUUUUUUUUUUUUUUUUUUUUUACAAUAAUAAUGUGUUACGUUAUCUCGUUGUAAAUCGGAAUGAUACGAUCAUUAAUUAUUAUUAAUGGGAAUUUCGUCGGUCCGACCACCGUAGCCGCCGUAAACUUCUAUAUUACAGUAAAAAACAAAUAAUUAUUAACGCCGUGUUGUCGUUGGCGAUGUUACGGCCGGGCCGGCAUGCAGGUUUUAAAGACGUAAUAUUUAAAAAAAAAAAAAACAGAUUUUUCCGCGCACACAGGCGAUCGUUGUUAUAUUUCGUUUACAUUACCGUUUGAUGACUAUAGUAACUUACAGGAAAACAAGCGGAUAAAACGUAAAUAAACGUUUCCGCCGUAUAGGUAAACCGAGGCGGCGGAGUCGACGAUUACAAAUCGAUAACAGUCGUCAUUUGAUCGGUUUUGUUUUUCAUUAAAUACAUCCAGUUUAAAAUAUUUUCGAGUUACAUUUCCAUGAUUCGUCGGCCAGCCAGAAAAACCUCGUAAGUCGUUUUCUGCUCGUAAACAACUCUUCUACCGGAAAUCUCACUCCAAUCAAAAACCUUACAGAUAGUAGCGUAUUUAUAUCCAAUCGAUAUAUUGAGAUCAUUUUCUGAUAGCCGACUCCGCCCCAGCAAACGACACUUAUACUAUCGCGUUUUGCCAGCAGCAUGUAAAAGGAUACAUUUUUUAAUAUCUAGAUAAAGACGCAAGAGAUAAUUACUAGAACAGUUAUUUAGUUAAUGAUUAAUAAUAAUCAGCAAUUUUUAUAUCUGGAUGAAAAAACAAAAAACAAAAUGGGUUCAUUAUCAAUCAUAAAACUAUGUUUAACGCAGUAUUAAAAGUGUAUCAAAUUCGGUACGCAUAUAGAUUUCAAAAAAAUUGAGUGAUUAAUAUAGCUUAAAAAUUAAUUUAUUAAAUCGUUUUAAUGUAAUAAAAAAUUGAAAAUUUUACCUAUUACUUCUAACAAACGUAUAAAUUGCGAUUUGAAAAGAUUAAUCUAGAUGAAUCGAUUGUUUGUUACAGAUAACUUAUUCUCAUUUAUCUAAAUAAGAUAAAAAAAUACAAAUAUAUUUAUUUAGAUUUAUUCGUCUAGAUAAAACACAACACUGUCUGCAGUAUAAAUCAUCCGUUGUUUUGGCGAUAUCGGUUUCCUUCUGAAGCCACGGUUCGGACGGCCCGAAAAUAUCGGUUUCCUCUUGUAUACACCACCGCUUAUACACUCCCGUCAAGUUCUUUUCGCCCAAAUUCGAAUCAUCAGCUAUUUGUUUUCAUUCCGUACAUUAUGUUUCGUUCUCUAUCCGCUGUCGUCACCGUCAGCGGGUCUCUUUUAACCCAUAUAUGUUAAGGAAUUUUGACGUCGCGGCCCUAUUUGAAGUAAACUCCAAUACGAAUAUAGUUGUAAUAUUAUGAUUCUCGUCGAAACCGCGCGAUUUCGUGUCGCAACAAACAAAUCGGGUCAAUAAAUCGUUUGCGCACGAGGGUUUCCGUCGGAAAACUAACGUUUUUUUUUUUUUUCUAUUCUUUUUUUUUUUUCCCCUCCCGGUCACCGGCUCCACGCAUCGUUUCCGCGGACAUUAUCGAGUACGUAACUAGUGUAACUAAAUGUCCCGCGGACGACAUAAUAAUAUAAUAUAGGCACUUAUAUAUUUUAUGAUUUUUUAUUACGUAUAUUGUAAUAGCACAACGCGGUUAUAACACUAUUACCGUACGUACGCAAUUGUAUUAUAUAGGCGCGAUAAUUCCGUUGUCGGACGCCGACGUCAAGGGGCAACGGCGGGGCGACGAUGUCGAAAUCAGGAUUCGGACGCGUGACAUAACACCACAAUAACAAUAACAAUAUCUACAAUACCGAUAAUAAUAAUAAUAAUGAUAAUAGUGCGUUGUUUUCGCGGGUUUUCACGGCAUAAAGCACCGUGGAAAUUAAAAAAAAAAAAAACCUUCCGCGCGCCGAAAUCAAUAAGAGAAAUUCGAUGUAACGCGUUUUCCCGUUGUGACCCCCCGUUUCGUAUUUUGUUUCGCAUCCACGACUCGCCGCGUAAAAUCGCGGAUACAAUAAUGCGUACGAUUUUCUAUUAUUGUGCGACGCGAUCAAUGAGUAACCCGUAAAUCAACAGAUAUAUUUUGUUCGUCUCUCGUUCCGAAAACCAGUUGUUCGGCGGGUGGCCCAUUAUGUGGGGGAUGAAUGGCGAGAAUGGGCAGUCCUUAUUGAGGAGCGCACGGACCCGUUCAUCCACAUUUUUAUGCAAAAUGUCCGACACGCGCGGCAAUUUCGACUGCGGAUCGCACACCGACCAACUCCAAUUCCUUUUAUUACUAUUAUUUAUGAUAUUAUUUCCGCGUGCUUACAACCAGUUUUUCUGGGCCGUUACACGAGGAUAUUUAUUGUACGAGAAAAACGCAUAAAUUAGUGUAAACGAAAAGCCGAUCGUCGUUGCCGCGACACAUAAAUUGCGUUCGUCCGUCCAAGUGGGUAUUUUGCUGUCCGACGUUGUAGAGUCCGGUAUAAUUCAUCCAAGGUCUCGUAUUUGCUGCCUAUAGUAUUAUAGUAAUGUCGGCAAAACUCACCGGACCCGUUUCCAUUCUUCCUUUCGCGAAAACCCGUGUCGGAAACACCGGUUUUCGAUUUUUCCGCAAAACGUAUAUAUACGUAAUAUUAAUAUUAAAAACUAUAAAAAUACAGGGUGAACGAUAAUAUAUCACGAACCAGGACUCGCAGCGAAUUUGAUUUCUGUUCUUUUUUAAUAUCAAUCGUUCAAUACGGAAUCGUUUAAUCGGAAUGAUUUCAGACACGCAAAUACGAGAUAAUAUAGGUAAUGUUCUACCAAACAUUUUGAUACGCGAAAACGCUAAUACCGGAUUAGCAUCGGACUAAUAUCGGAACGGAAGAGUAAGGAAGGGUAAAAAACUUCAUACAUAAUUUUAGAUGAUAACUUUUCUACCUUUCCGGUGUAAAUUUUAAACUUUUAUUACUCAUAAACGGUAAAUCCGAACUACUCGUAUUAAGUGUUAUGCAUAUCGAAAGUUUUAGAUAAAUAUUGUCGAUUUGGCAUUGUCUUCCAUGGAGUUGCUAUUUGAAAAUAAUGUUAAAAUAAAGUUUAAAUGGUUCCACAAAAUUAAAAAAAAAAAAAAAAAACAAACAGAAAUCCAAUUCACUUAAGAUGAAUAAACUCGAUAACGUGAUAAAUGGAACAGCCUAUUUAUCCGCACGUCCGGGAAAAUUUUCGAAUGGUAGAAAGAUUCGUCGACUCGUUUACCCGUUACCAUAGAUUUAUAAUCUCAGUCCCACAGCAUAAGAGUGUCACCGAUCAUCCCGCUGGGACACUAAGUCCGGAUAAAGGGGUUGAAAACCCUCACGACUUGACGUUUGAAAUAUUAGAGGAUUAUUUCUUGAUAACGGCAACCAGUUAAAAUAUCAAAUAGGUACAUAAUUAAAAAAUUGUAAACCGUUAUAUUUAUAUUAUUUAUUAUUAUUAUGUAUUUAGAUUUAUAAUGGGACAUUUUUCUGUUGAUAAAAAUUCUCCGAAUUGUACACAAGAAAUGAAAAUUUUUCGACCACCGUGAUACAUAUUCGAAAUAUUAGUCUGCAGGUGAAGCGAGCCGUUCCCUACACCCAAAAUUUAAAUGUUUCUGAUAAGAAUUUCUAUAACUGUAUAGUCCAGUAGUUUUUUGUUGUUGUAUUGAUUUCAAUGAAUUGGAGAUAUUUUUAAUAUUUCAUUAAUUCGGUUUAUUUGUCAACAAAAUGGAAAUUAAUUGAACAGUAAAUAUCACGUAAAGUAGACACUGAACAUCAUAAUAUUUGUUUCUAAUUCAUAUGCAACUCUAGACGAGAGUUAUAUUAGCUUAUAUCAGCUAUAUUACAAUGAAAUGAAAAUGUCCUUUUUAUUAGAAAAAUCCCUUUGAUGAUAUUUAAAUAGCAUUAUAAUAAAUUAUGAAACUUCAGAUAGGUAGUGAAAUAUUACUCGGAUGAUGUCUCUCCGCUGAAUUUACAUUGUAUGAACUAUUUGGCAUUUAGUAUAUACAUAUCAAUAAUAAAUGUAUUUCAAUAAGUGAAAGGUCUGCUUAGUUAUUAAUAUUUUUUUUUAUUUGUAAAUUUUCAGGUGAAUAUUAUCGCAUCCUUUUUACAGUUAACUCAAUCAUGGCGAGUGCUUUCAGCUCAGUUUCAAGAUUUUUUGACACCUACGGAGGUGAGUUGUAUACUUAUGUAGUAGUAUGUUAUAUGUUGUAUUAUUAUCAUUUUUGGUUUUUUGUUUUUGAUAUCGAAUUUAAUAUUUUUUUUUUUUUUUUUUUAAAUAAAUGAUAACAGUAAUAAUUUGCCGAAAAAUCCGUGUUUGAGAUUUGUGUUUAAAUUUAACACGAUAACAACGCCGACUACAAUAUCGAUAUUAUUAUUCUUCGGUGUGCAUAUUGAACCACAGUUUUACCUGAUAUUUAAAUUAAAAAUAUAUUCACUGUUCUCGAGUCUACCUAUAAGAUAUUUACUACAUAUAGGUACCAAACGCUCAUUCGGUUCCGUUUUAUUUUUAAAUUAAAUUCUAAAAACUUAUUUUUUUUAAAACAUCUUAUAUGUACCUAUAUAUAAAAAUAAUAAUAAUAAUAAAAUUGUAUUAUUAUUUCGGUGCCCGUCUAAAAGAUUCUACACCGCAGAAACAAAAUUCGCCCAACGUACGUGUAAAACGACAAUAUUAUUUCACAUUUGUGUAUAAAUUAUGUAAUAGUCGAGCAGCAGUAGCAACAGUAAUUAGCCAUAGCUAAAAUGUUUUAAAUACCUCGAUGAUAGUUUUUUACAGCCGGUGGCGAGAUAACAGAUUAUAAUACUUAUAUAGAUAAUAUUAUGUUUCUAAAUACGAGUGGUAUUUUUAUGAUGCAUAAUAAAUAAAUAUAUAUUUAUUUUUUGGUAGUUAAUCAUACAUUAUUAUUAGUAAUAAUCAUUUCGGGCUCGUGCAAAUCGCCUAUCGCGAUAUAUUUGUACGCCUAUCUACUGCAACAAUUGUUGUUAACUUUAUCUCUACAUACAAAAUAUCGUCGGUAAUCUCGGUAAGUGGAUCCAAACAAAUUUUGAGAAUUCGUGGGAAGAUAACCGUUUUUAAGAAAAUUCAAUAGAAAAUCAAAAAAACCGACGUCAUCAAUAUGCCGACUCAAUCAAAAAUGGCACGAAAAAAGUAGGUACAAAGUUUUUGAUUGGAGUCAGAUUUCUGGCAGAAAAGUCGUUUACGAACAACGACAAAGAAAAACUGUUUACGAGAUUUCGCCGGUUAGCCGACGAGUUAUGGAAAUCUACGCGUAACUUGCAUAUAUUUUAAACUCAAUAUAUUUAUCAAAAACCGCUAUCCGAUGACGACGCGCACACCCUUUAACCGUACACUGUCUAUUAAAAUAAUACUAUUGCCGAUUUGCAAUCGUCACUUAAUCGUUAUCGUAAUGAAUUUGUUUUUGCUUCGUGUUUCUCGUAGAUCCCCGAACCAAAGACUGGUUGUUUAUGAGCAGCCCACUUCCGACCGCUCUGAUAUGCGCCACGUACGUGUUCACAGUGAAGAUCGCGGGGCCGCGAUUAAUGGCCAACCGCAAACCAAUGGAACUGAGGAAUGUGCUGAUAUUUUAUAAUCUUUUCCAAGUUAUAUUCAGUUCGUGGUUGUUCUACGAGGUAAGCGCCGCGGAUAGUACGAGAAAAAUAAAAAAUAAAAAUAAAACAAAAUGGCCAUUAUAGCUUGUGCGUCCCACGCGUUAUGGAGACCGUUCAAGUUCAUUGGCAUAAUAUAAUUGCGUAAACUUGCUUGCUUUGAAACAAUGGUUUUUUUUUUCACAUUAUACCGGUAUAAUUACUAUUUUGCAUAAUACGGCCGGUAUAGUAUCUCGGGGAGAUAUCACGUUUAACACGAUACUGUACAACUAUAUGUUGUUCGUACAGGCGAUACGGGGAAAAUUGUCGCACGUUUUACAAAAUUAGGUGUCCCGGUCGUAUUGUGUUCAUAAAAUAAAAUGAAAUAUUACGCAUACAUUUAAGAAGACAAAAUUAAUAAUAAUGGUGGUAUGUAUUGUGUUAUUAUAAAUUUGAAAUUAUUUGACUCAAGAUCAAUUAAUAAAAAAAUAUCAAUAAUACAACUAUUUGAAUGUCAUAAUAUAACAGUCGGUUUUGCCGAACAUUGACCUCCCCACGGAAUUUCGAGAACACGGGCUACCACAAACAUAAGACCAAUGGACACAAACGAUUGAUGUUGUAAGAAAUUCAAAACCCGGAAUUGGGGGGGGGAGGCACCGUUUCAGUGGCCUCCCGUGAAAUCUGGAAAACGAGGGCUAGCACAAACGUAGGACUAUCGGGCACGAACGGCACACACGUAGCGAUUGACGUUGAAAGAAAUUCUAAACCCGAACUUGGGGGAGAAGGGCACUGAAAUGGACCUCUGUCUAUACAUCGGUUAUCGAAAUUAUAUUCGAUUAUUUCGUCGGUAUACUUGAUAAUAGAUAUUAUUUUCAGUUUGUUUCAUCUUCGUCGUCUGUCCGGGUAACGUAAAACUAGCAAUUCAAUCUGACACCUAUGCUACAUUAACUCGAUCGUUUUUAAUUUUAUAUGUAUGUACCUGUAUAUCAUAUACAUGUGUAUAUAUGAUAUUAUAUUUUAGAAUUUUUUUUUGACUGUAUACCGGAUUUAUAUUUUCAUUGUAAAUUUGUAUACUCGGAUUGCUACUAUACUAUCGAAAAACCAAUCGAUUUGAAAUUCUGGUGAGAAUUACAGUUCAUAUAUUUUGUUCACUAUCUGCGAUAGUUGAUCACACAUCUUUAUUUUAGUGCAAAUUACUGACACGUAUUAAAAAUAUUGGUGCAUAUUACACGGUUUAUUUAAACUUUGGUGCAAGUUGACUAUGCGCGUAGUCAAAUUGAGUAAGAUAGAUAAAAAAAAAAAAUUUAGAAUACGUAUAGAGAAUUUUAGACGUAGCUGUUAUGCAUUAUACAUUUGUGUACACUGAAAUAUUUUAAUUAAAUACGAGUUUUGUGCGGGUGUGAGAUCGAAGGCAGUCGGGAUAAAUCGGCCCUUGCUGUAAAACUUGUUUACGAUGUCAUUAUUGAACAUGAAGACAUAAUUAUAUGAUUAUUUAAUAGAACUAAAUGCAUUCACUUGGAAAAUCAAUACUUCUUGAAUUCAAUGAUAAUUAAAUAAUUAUUAUAAUUAUUUGUAUGGCAUUUUAAGAAAAACCAAUGAACCAAUCCCUUUAUGCGAUUUUAUUUUCCAGUACUUAUACAAUUUUCAGUUUUAUCUAAUCUUAUUUUGAUUUUCACUUAGUUACUAUUCAUUAGAGUAACAAGAAAAUGUGGAAUGCUACACUUUUUCGUUUAUGAUUUUCUUCACUACAUAACUAUUGAAUAAAUCCCUAGUUAACUAUAGUCUUAACAGAGUUAAUAAUUCUUGCAUAAUUGUCAUAUUUUUAUCAUAUUUCGAGUACAGUUUUUGUUCAAAACCUAUUUAUACAAAAAAAAAAAAAAAAAAUCGAAGCAUAAAAUUAAGCAGGCCAACUUUAUUCAAUCGCAUUCAAUAAAACAACCCAUUGGCACAGUUCUUCUCUAUAUUGGCGUAAUAUAUUCAGACGUGUACACCAGUAUAGUUUAGUACUGCAUAGGUACUUUAAAUAAUUUUAUAAAUCUUCUGCCUAGGUGCUUUAUUAAUAUUUAUAAAUUGAACGCGCGCAGUAUAUAAAUAUUUGUAAACAAUUCACAUAUUUCGUUAUAAUAUUGCAGUGCAUGAUGGGCGGCUGGUGGAACGAAUACAGCCUCAGUUGCCAACCGGUAGAUUAUUCGAAUAAACCGUCGACCGUAAGAGUAAGUUGGAAAAAGCAAAAAUAAUUUUUAUUUACAUUUUAACGAAAAUCAGUCUCGCGUACUUGGCACAGUUAUAAAAUAUCUAGUGUGCGGGAUCAGUUACACUGACACGUCAUACGAAUAUAAUGUUAUCGAUUUUUGGUUUUUUUUUUUCGUUUUUAAUAAUCAUGAAUUUUAUAAAUUCGACAUACCUAGUAGGGCAUAAUAUAGACUCGAUUCUCACCGUUAGAAUAUCUCCAUUAAGUUAAUCGCAGUAAUAAUAAUUUGUGUAAGAUUAGUUAAACCAAUCAAAAAACGUCUCUACCGAUCUUUGCUCAGAAUUUUUUUUCGUUUUUAAUGAUUUAUUGAUACAUACAUUAUAUCCAUUGAAUAACUCGAUUUAGUAUUAUAAUAGAAUCUACGUAUGACAUUUACCAAUUCCCAAUUUUUUUUUUCUUUUCAAAUUUACGAUUUUGGUUAUUAUUAUUAUUCUAUAUUCUAUAUAUUUUUUUUUUUUUUUUUUUUUGAGUGUCAAGUUACGUGGUUCUAUUUUGGUAGCUUUACAAAAUAAUAGUGUAAUACGAUUUCCAGUUUAUAAUAUAAUAAUAUUGUUUUACUAAUCACAUUAUCUGUUCUCGGGUAAAUCAUAUAGAUGGUCAGCAUAUGUUGGUGGUACUAUUUUUCGAAAUUCACAGAAUUUAUGGACACGGUAAUAUUUCAUUUUUGAAAAUAUUAUUUAGACAGUCAUUAUUUUUGUAUAAUAUACAUAAUUACAUAUUGUGUGUUGUGUUCGCAUGCAUAUAGAUAUUCUUCGUCCUCCGCAAAAAGGACAGGCACAUCUCUACUCUGCACGUCAUUCACCACGGAGUGAUGCCGAUGAGCGUGUGGUUCGGAGUAAAAUUCACACCAGGUAACAAAAAACAAACAGCCGUUUAUUUAUCAUUAUCAUUAUACUUGUGAUUUUACGACCGACAUCUCGCGAAGAAUGAGUUUUAGUUUUUUAAUACUUAUCGCGUUUAUAGUGCGCUGUCAUAAUAUCGCGGCGUAAUUUUUAUUAAUUUUUAAUGUCGCGUGAUAAUAAAAUUUAAGAUUGAGGCUGACAAUGGAAUUAUGGUGACCUUUACCGUCACCUUAAAUGUCACCGCUGCAAAAAGUUUUACGCAUUUUCGUCAAUUUGUUUUUUUGUUUUUUUUUUUUUUAAUACUAUUAUGUUAUUAUCGAUACACGCAAAUUUCGUACAGAGUCGGGUAAACGCAACCUUUCUGUACCGUACACGAUUAAUGAGUUUUAGAUUGGUGGCUACUUUACAUUUCAAUUAAACCAUUAUUUUUUUAAUUAUUAUUUCCAUUUAUCCAAUAUCGUUUGGGGUUGUUCAAUUUAAAUCAGAUUUAUUUGUUUGGCGAUAUUACUUUAGGAACCAUUAAUCUAAACCACUAAACUGCACGAAUUAAUUGCGUGUGGUAAAACAACAACAACAACAAAAAUAGUUACGUUUAUCCGACUACAGAGUUGAUAGACGUAACUCGUGUGCGGCCAUUAUUAUAAUAUCGAUUCGUAUUUGAUGUUCACACAUAGGUGGCCACAGUACGUUCUUCGGUCUUCUCAACACGUUCGUACACAUCAUAAUGUACGCGUACUACUUGUUGGCUGCGUUCGGCCCUCAAGUCCAAAAAUACCUGUGGUGGAAGAAGUACUUGACAACUCUGCAGAUGAUUCAGUUCUUGGCCAUCAUGGUCCACGCUUUCCAACUGUUUUUCAUCGACUGCGACUACCCGAAAGCGUUCGUCUGGUUUAUCGGCAUGCACGCCGUAAUGUUCUUCUUCCUAUUCAAAGAAUUCUACAAUGAGCAAUACACGAAAUCGCCGAAACAAAAGGUAAAUAUCGAUUUUUUCUUCGGUCAAAUUUUAUACCUUUCCCCUUCUCGAAAAUUCCCCCGGGAGGAAGGGCAAACGCUGUUGUUCAAUACAUCGCAGUAUAUAAUAUACGUACACAUUUCUGGCAUGCGGCGAUUCAAGCCUACGUCAUUCAAUCACAUCAGACAUAAUUUCACAAAGCACCUGCCCCAUUCCUCCUCCCCUCUCCCCGCUAUAUUUCAGUCCAGUGUUUCGAUGCGAAUCAUAAACAAUUUCUUCGGAAUUUGUUUUUCGAUAAUUGUGUAUAAAUAGACAAACCUUUAAUACGCGCAGUGAGUGUCCCAUGCCUCUGAGAACGCAGCCGACCCGUCCGUCUGAUUUUCUAUGGCUAAUUAUUGUCUUCUUCUAUCCACUUAAUUUUAUGGCGUUUGCAUCAUCUCAAGCACGUGCCUAAUAAAUAAUAUACCGAUAAUACAAAAUAAUGACAUACAUAACGCUGUACUUGUCUCGGCGCUCGGUAAUUUCAAAUUGGUUAAUUUGUCGUACAGACAACAACGGAAAAUAAAAAAAAAAAAAUAAAUAAAAGCUGUUGCGUCAUUCAUUCGAAAUGGUAGCCAAGUCUAAUGAUACGAUCGGCGAUAGCGCGCUCGGCAUUCUUUUUGUUCGUAGACCUUGUGAAAGACGACGCGUCUAAUCCAUACCAAUGUUUUUAUUUUAUUUUAUUUUUUUUGUAUUUUUUUUAUACCUUCUGCUACGUAUAAGAUAUAACACAUGCCAUAUUGUAUGACUAUAUGUUAUAUCUUUGUAUACGAUUUAUUAUACGACGUAAACUGUUGAUCACGGCCGAUCCGAAUUAGCGGCGGGACACUUGGAAAUCUUCGAUAUUUCGGCCAGGCGAAAAACCAGGCUUUUUUGUUUUUUUUAAAAAAUGCGAUAAAUUAAUUUUUUUCAUACAAUUUCCGCGAAACCCACCCACGUACUCGUAUGAAACCGUUUUUAUCGAAAACCCCGAAUUAAGAAUACGCAGUGAUUGAUUACGGAGGCUAAGAAAUCGCUUCUCUCCGAAAUCGCUGACAGCAUCAUGACAUCAUCACACCGUCUGCACUGACCUAAUAAUAAGAGGAGAAUAUUGAACGGUCAUUUAUUUAAAUACCGUCGUUUUAAUAUUCGCGGUUACGGCACUUUUACAUUAUAGUAAGGUGCAGUGCACUGUUAACCCGCUGGUCGCGUUACAACGAGCGAAUUAAUUCGGUCACUUAGUUCGCGUGAAAACCUGAAACGAACAUAAUACCCAUCGAUUAUUGAAAAACAUAACACAACAAUACGUUUUUCACGCAUUCUGCAAACGACCGUCGGAGCUUACGGUAAUUCUUCCGUUCGGGCUACGCGACUAAACCUUUGCGCAAUACGACAGUUAUUACACUGCGUAAUGGAACUCACAUACGUCAUAAAAGUAUUUUGUGUGCGGUUUUUUUUCUUUUGUUUUUUUUUCGUCGAAUCGUCAAUUAUUUAUUACCGCCGAUCUGUAAUGACGAUAAUAACAUUAACGCGCGUACCUAUAAAUUAAUCGAAAUUUAUAUUGUCGUAAUAAUGCGGUUGUACUCGUCGUCGUCGUCGUCCGGACACUGUGGCCGGGCCAAGGCGGUUGCCGACGACGACGACGACGACGUGGUGACAUUGGAAGGACCCGACGCGAAUCGCUAAACUAGUUCCUUGGCGAAAUUCUCUUUCUCUCCCUCACUCCGUCACUGUCCCUCUUCCUUUCGCUCCACCACUGCUCCACCGCGAGCUCGCCGUUGCGCCGGCACACAGUCUUUCACUCGUCGUACCUGUAUCGUUCACCCGUUUCGGAAUACGCGUGUACACUUAAUGUGACAAUACUGUUAACAAACAGUGCACAUUGUGAAUUUACGGUUUCCCGUCGCGACCACGCUGCUGGAAACCCGGAAAACCGGCGACGAUUUCGUCGGGCAAUUCCGGGAUUGUGAUUUCUCGGAAAAUCGUAGUUUUUUAACAAUAGAAUUUUUCGGAAAUUUCGAGAAAAAAAAAAAUUAUAAACGUUUUGGACGAACGUUGAUAAUAUCACGAACGUACCGACGUAUGUAAUCAUUAAUUUCCAUUGUUCCCCGCCGACGUAUUGGCGUAUUAUUUGAUGUCGGUUUUCGCAGGUCGCCGCCAAUUCGAAACCGACGGCCAAGUCGGAAAACAGUUACAAAAAACCGGCGGACUACUACAUAACCGGGAACGGGGUGUCCAGCCCCGGUCUGGUGCACAGGAACACGGCGGAAGCGAACUGAUACUCUUUUCCGUCAGCGACACCAAUUGCUCAAAUACGCCCGAAAAAUCAAUAACGCAACGACGGUGGACACUAAUAUUGUAUUAAGUAUUUGUAUUGUAAUAAUUGUGGUAUAAGUGAAGGUAAUAUAAUUAUGCUGCGGCUCGGGGGGGGGAGGGAGGGGAGGGGAGAAACAAUGCGAAAACAAUAUUGCUGUCAUACUCGGAGAAACGGGACGCGGACGUUCGUCUUCCGUGGCAACAGGGGUUCAAAAGUCACGUGACACACUGUUUUCCGAUUCGUUCGUUUUUGUCACAUUAGAUACGUUUUUGCAUCGUGUCUGCCAAUACUAAAGUAGUAAAUCAAUAUAAUUGUACAAUAUCAUAUUCAAUCCGCGACAACGCCGGUCAUAGCGUUUGCCGUGCUAAUAGCAAUGGAUUUAUUUCGUAGGCAUUGCCAUGUCAAAAAGCUAUAAUUUUAGAACAUUCAAUUUCACACGACUAGUAUCUCUCCCUUUCUCGUUAUCUGUUUUAUUAACGAUCUAUCCUUCUAUCCCUCUAUGUUCCGUACUCUCUCUCUCUCUCUCUCUCUCUCUCUCUCUCCGUCUCCCCAUCUCUUUCUAUCUGUCUCUGUUAAUCGUAUUCCCUUCGACGGUUCCUCCUUUCUCUCUUCUUUAUUCCGAAUGCCCAACGUUUUCUCCCCGCACGAACCUCCCCCUACCACGAUGUUUUACGUUGUGUCGGUAUACCUACGGUCGUAUUUCUCCCCCUCCCCCUAUUCCCCCCCACAAUUAAUAAUUCGUACAUGUUAUUUUAUAAUAGACACACGUACAUACGUGAAUAUAAUAUAAUAUUAUAUAUUGUUUAUUAUUAUUAUUAUUAUUAUUAUGAUGAUUAUUACUUAUAUUAUAGUUAUAUAGUUGUAUAUAUAUACGAUAGAAGUCGCAUGUAGAUUAUAUUAUUACAAUCGUGUGUGUGCGUGAACGUGAGUGUGUUUGGCACACUGCGUGGGUUAGGUAUUGGAAAUUAGAACAGUCCGUGUAUUACUAUUAAAACGUAUUUUUUAUCGUUUACGCGUAAGACUCGGUAUUUUUUUUAAAUUAUUAUUUUUCAUGUAAGUAUAGGUACAUAAAUAUAUAAACAAUAAAAAUAAAAUAAUUUUAAAUUUAUAGACUUUAGUUUAGUUACGGUUUCGACAAUGUAAUAAUUAUUAAUAUGUUACUAUUAUUGUUUUUUUUUUUUUUUUUUUUGACGGAAGUUUAAAAAUGUGAUACAUAAUGUUUUAAUUUUUGUAUACGAUAUUAUAAAAUACAUUACAAUACUUACAUUUGGAACUGUAUUAGAUUGUUAUCAUUAUUUUGUAUGAAACACUGCAUUAAGUAUCUUAGU
Cinara cedri is the source of this 15053-nucleotide messenger RNA. The record is from the annotation of a GenBank genome assembly. NCBI's taxonomy places the organism in Eukaryota, Metazoa, Arthropoda, Insecta, Hemiptera, Aphididae.